Momordica charantia (bitter melon) is the source of this 883-nucleotide messenger RNA. It is a transcript of the gene OHP2, whose product is annotated as one-helix protein 2. NCBI's taxonomy places the organism in Eukaryota, Viridiplantae, Streptophyta, Magnoliopsida, Cucurbitales, Cucurbitaceae. The record is from RefSeq and is a predicted model, not a curated record. Gene Ontology annotation, cellular component: chloroplast thylakoid membrane.
AUCGUAUCCACACCAAACAUAUCCCUAAUCCAUUUCUCACAAAUCUCACACCAAAAUUUUUCACUUCAAUUUUCUCUUCUCAGAAUCAGAAUCCAUUUCUGUUCCACAAGAUUCUGUAACGGAGAGAAGAAUGUCGGGGGCCUGUUCAAUCCCCUUCGCGAAAACGCCGUCGCCGGCACCGUCGCCGUCGCCGUCGGCCGCUGCCUCUGCUUCUUCAUCUUCCCCUCACGCUUCCAUCAGAUUCUCCUCCUCAAAGCCUUUCGUCUUCACCAUUAGGAGCUCUCAGACCGAAGGCCCUCUCCGGAGACCCGCGGCCCCUUCUCUGAGAGAGCCGUCCCCGCCGCCAUCUCUCACACCGACUCCUCCGUCGCAAUCGCCUCCGCCUCCGCCGCCGUCGGCUCCUGUUGCUCAGUCGUCGAUGCAGGCGUUUGCUGCUAAACAGGAUAAUGUGAUCACGUUGGAGUUUCAGAGGCAGAAGGCCAAGGAGCUCCAGGAGUUUUUCAAGCAGAAGAAGCUUGAGGACGCCAAUCAGGGACCGUUCUUUGGCUUCAUCGGGAAGAAUGAAAUUUCCAAUGGGAGGUGGGCAAUGUUCGGUUUUGCUGUCGGAAUGCUGACAGAGUAUGCAACUGGUUCAAACUUUGUUGAUCAAGUAAAGAUCCUCCUCUCAAAUUUUGGGAUAGUAGAUCUCGAAUGACACAAUGUACAAGGUCGAUGUCGUUUAUACUUUUCUGAUUGUUGUAAUUUCUGUAUCUACAUCCUGUAAUUCACCUGAUAGUCUUCUUGAGAAUUUUGUUGUUUGAUACACUCAAUUGCCAUUCAAGUGUGUGCUCCUUGCAAUACUUACUGUUUUGCUGUUAUAUAAAAAGUCUUCCCUUUUUUAUGA